This is a messenger RNA of Bombus pyrosoma, 931 nucleotides long. RefSeq lists its product as uncharacterized. The record is from RefSeq and is a predicted model, not a curated record. The coding region runs from base 394 to 729 and encodes 111 amino acids. NCBI's taxonomy places the organism in Eukaryota, Metazoa, Arthropoda, Insecta, Hymenoptera, Apidae. The transcript has 2 exons.
UCGGCCAGGGUAAGCUCCUUGUUGAAAAAGGUUCACGCGGCAAUCUGCUAUGGAACGCGAUUUCUCUUUUUUUUCUACGUGAAUUCCAUAUUUCAGAAUGGAUUUAACCAUUUCCAGUUUCAAUAACCUAGGACAACGACGUAUAAUUAACGAAGAUGCGCACUUUAAGUCUUGUGCAUUCUAUAAAUGCAAAUUCGUAAUGUAUACGUAUUGAAAUUUUCCAACAACGAAAUAACGCGAAAUACAUAGGAGCUAGCGUAACGUGGACGAAAAGAGAAACGCGGGCGAAUGCUUUUGAAGAAAACGACGCGACUUCAUUUUGGAACAUGCUAGAUGCACAGCAUCGUUUUAACCUCGGCCGUUUCUUAAACGUUCAACGAGAUAUGCGAAAUCAUGACCCAAUUCUCUUCAACCACGCAGCGCUCCCGUGUCUGCUAUGUGUGCGCACGACCGUGUAUUAACGAUAUACCACGGAAAGCAUCAGAACGACGUCGAAUUGACACGAAGCAACGCGGGAUUCGCGUAAGUGGAACGGCCAUUACGUCGAGUAGCGUAGUGGCAGAGAUCGAACAACAGCCAGACGCGUAUAGCAGGUCUCGCACCGAGUCAUUGAGGAAUCUGCCAGUUGUCACGCGAAGCUCGUUUAUCCUGAUCGAGCUCGGUUCGUUGCGUCACGGAUUAAAAUAUUCAGGUGCACAGUUUCUCUGGAGAUGGAACUCGGUCGGGUAAUCGCGCUUUAAAUUGCUCGGGUGCACCAUGGCGCGAUGUGUACGCGUGGCGUGGCGUAGCAAGAGCGAGGUCGAGCCGGUGCAAGAAUGCAACGAGAUUUACAACGAGGACGCAAUUCCGGCUGACGCGUUUACAACGGGGAAACGAGCCGUAUUAUAAAGAGGAACACGGAUGUCCCGGCGUAACGCAUCUUGACGGCAGG